Messenger RNA from Colius striatus (speckled mousebird), 1521 nucleotides. RefSeq names its product armadillo repeat containing 10 (gene ARMC10). The record is from RefSeq and is a predicted model, not a curated record. The coding region runs from base 261 to 1199 and encodes 312 amino acids. Gene Ontology annotation, cellular component: mitochondrion. NCBI's taxonomy places the organism in Eukaryota, Metazoa, Chordata, Aves, Coliiformes, Coliidae. The transcript is spliced from 7 exons.
GUCAUCCCUUCAUGAAAGCCAGGUGUUCCAUAACAUCAUCCUGACUCAGAAACAGCCUUUCUCAGUUGAAUGAUGCCAUAAUCAGCAGUGUUAACAUUGUGACUGUUACUUUGUUGAAGGACCUCAGGAUACUAGCAAAAUAUCAUAAUUUCUGGAAGUAAUAGUCUUCAAGUAAGAAGUUUUGUUUUCCUACAGUGUCCAGACAGAUUUCCACAUUUCAGGGAACAGAAGACAAUGGUCCUCCAGCAUCAACCCAUAGCAUGGAUGCAGAUGCCCUACAGAAACUUAUUCAUUUGCUCCAGGCAACAGAUGAUCCAUUAAUUCAAGAGCAAGCUUUAAUUACUCUCAGCAACAGUGCUGCCUUCUCUGUAAAUCAAGAUAUAAUCCGAAAUUUGGAUGGCCUUUCUGUCAUUGGAGGGAUGCUCUCUGACUGUGUUCCCAGAGUUACAGAAAAAGCACUAAAUGCACUUAAUAAUUUGAGUAUGAAUAUUAAAAAUCAAGAAGAGAUACAGGCAUAUAUUACACAAGUUUGUAGGAACGUUGAGUCAGCUCCCCUGAACUCUGAUCUGCAGCUAGCUGGACUCAGGUUGUUGACAAAUAUGUCUGUUACCAAUGACUACCACCAUAAGAUGAUAAACUCCAUUCCGUGCUUUCUUUGUUUGCUUUCAGAAGGAACUGAAAGGACACAGAUUCAAGUUUUGAAAGUACUUGUGAACUUAUCUGCAAACCCAGCCAUGACAAGACAUCUUCUCAGGGCUCAAAGGGAGCUGAUGCUGAAGAGCAGCUCUGCAGAGAGAGACCUGGGAGUCCUGAUUGAUAAUAAGCUAAAUAUGAGCCAGCAAUGUGCCCGCGUGGCCAAGAAGGCCAAUGGCAUCCUGGGAUGCAUCAAGAAGAGUGUGGCCAGCAGGUCAAGGGAGGUUCUGCUCCCUCUCUACUCUGCCCUGGUGCCAUCGUUGCUGUUACUUUUUGACAACUGUAUAAACAGAGAUAUUCUGCUCAGAGCCCUGGUGUUUGCAGCAAACUUGAAAAAGAACAUGAACAAUGAAGAUGGCACCACGAUUCAGGACCAAUACAGUGAAGAUUCAGUUUUCUUUACACUCUGCAGGGACUCUACCCCAUUUGCUCAGAAAUUGGCAUCUCUGUUGCAUCACCCUGAUACAGAGGUGAAAGAGCAAGUUGUGAGAAUAUUAACACAAUAGUAACUUAUUUUUAAAAAAACUAGACUGACCUGAUGAAAAUAUCCAGUCUGAGGAAUGCUGUACUACAAAACCCACAGCAAGUGAACUGUAAAGCAACCCCCCAAAUACUGCCGUAUUGGACAGAAAUCAGGUACUACAAAGAAUGCAAUGUAUUUAAUACAAAGAGUCUAAUGGAUUGUUUUUUUCAGAGCAAAAUAAAAGCAAUAACUUCAUUAGUACUGAGAAACCACCGUACAGCUGGUAAGUGUACACAAAGGAGGAAUAGUUUAAAACACAGAAACUUUCAUAUGUACAGUGAACACUUUAAAUGGACGAAUAAAGU